Pseudovirgaria hyperparasitica is the source of this 1248-nucleotide messenger RNA. RefSeq names its product argininosuccinate synthase. The coding region runs from base 1 to 1248 and encodes 415 amino acids. Gene Ontology annotation, cellular component: cytoplasm. Gene Ontology annotation, biological process: L-arginine biosynthetic process; urea cycle. The transcript has 5 exons. The record is from RefSeq and is a predicted model, not a curated record. NCBI's taxonomy places the organism in Eukaryota, Fungi, Ascomycota, Dothideomycetes, Acrospermales, Acrospermaceae. Gene Ontology annotation, molecular function: argininosuccinate synthase activity; ATP binding.
AUGGCCAAAGGACGUGUCUGUUUGGCGUACUCAGGUGGCCUUGAUACCAGCUGUAUUCUAAGAUGGCUUAUCGAGGAAGGUUAUGAGGUGGUCGCAUUUCUGGCAAACGUUGGACAGGAUGAGCCAUGGGACGAAGUGGAAAAAAAGGCCAUCAAGCUUGGUGCCAAGAAGAUGAUUAUCGAAGACCUCCAAAAAGAAUUUGUCGACGAGCUUUGCUUCCGAGCUGUCCAGUGUAACGCUCAAUAUGAGGGGCGCUACCUUCUUGGAACCAGUCUUGCUCGUCCUGUCAUUGCUAGGGCCCAGAUGCGUGCUGCUGAGCGUGAGAAAUGUGACUUCGUCUCUCAUGGCUGCACUGGCAAAGGAAACGACCAGGUUCGUUUCGAGCUUGCCUUCUACACUAUUCGUCCCGACAUUCGAGUCAUCGCUCCAUGGAGGGAUCCUAAAUUCUUUGAACGCUUUGCUGGUCGUGAAGCCCUUCUAGACUAUGCUGCCCAACAGGGUAUUCCCGUCACAUCCACCAAAGCUAAACCUUGGUCUAUGGAUGCCAACCUGGCUCACUGCUCAUAUGAGGCUGGUAUCUUGGAAGAUCCGGCAAUCACUCCUCCAGAGCAUGUCUGGACAAUGACUGACGAUCCACUCAAAGCUCCCAACGAGCACGAGGAUGUCACCAUCAGUUUCGAGAAAGGCAUUCCCACCAAGAUUGUUUACCCAGGUGGCGAGGAGUCCGAGUCCGUAACUUUGUUCAAGAAGCUCAAUGAGAUCGGUAAGAAGCAUGGGGUUGGUCGAAUUGACAUCGUGGAGAACCGUUUCAUCGGUCUCAAGAGCCGUGGCUGCUACGACUCCCCUGCGAUGACAAUUCUUCGUUGGGCUCAUCUCGAUCUUGAGGGCCUCGUACUUGAUGCCCAAGUUCGUUCCAUCCGUGACCAGUUUGUAACUCAUAAGUGGUCUGAGCUGCUUUACAAUGGCAUGUAUUUCUCACCAGAGCGCGAAUUCGUGGAGAACAGCCUCCUCUUCGCGCAGAAGCGUGUCAACGGUGAGGUCCGCCUUCGCCUUUACAAAGGAAACGUCUUCGUCCUAGGACGUUCUUCUGAGACAGAAAAGCUUUACUCUGCAGAGGAGGCAUCUAUGGACUCCCUUGACAACUUCAGCCCGGUCGAUACUACUGGAUUCAUUGGAAUCCAAAGUAUCCGCCUGAAGAAAUAUGGUCUGCAGAAGCAAGAGGAAGGUGAGAACUUGAGCAGGGCAUAG